Molecule: messenger RNA, 1669 nt
Organism: Striga asiatica
Lineage: Eukaryota; Viridiplantae; Streptophyta; Magnoliopsida; Lamiales; Orobanchaceae
Source: the annotation of a GenBank genome assembly
CAUCCAUACUCCAUUUUUCGUAUAAAUGCAAAUGACUUCAAAAUCAUGGUAAAAUUCCGCCUCGGCCUCUCAAACUCAGCUGAAAACAAUGGAGAAUCUGGCAAAGCAACACGACGGCGAUUUGAAUCCAUCUCUCAAACUGGCGGUAGCGAUGGCUAUUGUUGAAUCUCGGCGUCGCCGGAAGAUUCCUCCUCCUUCAGCCACUACAGAAGCCGCCGGCGACGGCGAUUCCCAAGCAGUCCGCGGCACCAACUCGGAAUCCGAUGCUAUCAAAUGGAAAACAAAGAGUGUAUCAUGUAAAUGCUAUUUCUUUGAUAAUUUGGGAAGGCUAAGCCCUAAGCAUGAGUCUGAGCAGAAGAGAUUUGGGGAUGUGCUUCGUCGUAGGUUUCUCAGACAAGUUAGAUUAAGUGAGAGAAAGAGAAUAAGGCUUGAUGGCGCGGUAGGUCAAUCCUGCAUUUCAGAUAGUGAUAUUGACAAUGGAAUGGAGCAACUGCGAGCUUCAGUAGAUUUUCUUGUGGAGCUUUGUGAGACGUCGUCUCCUAAUGGAGCAGCUAAAGGCAGUUUAAAAAAUUGGUCGCAUCAAGCUGUUGACUUUAUUCUGGCUACAUUGAACACUCUUUCAUCUGGUGGAAAAAAAGAUGAUAUGGUUGAAAGUAUUAUAAGUAGCUUAAUAGUCCGGCUAAUGAGAAGGAUGUGCAAUGGUUCACAAGGAGAUGAGUUGGUUCAAGAUCACUGCGAUUUCCAGUUUUAUGUUCAGCACUUGUUGCGUAAGCUUGGGACUGAUUCUUAUGUUGGCCAGCGACUGAUCCUUUCAGUUUCUCAGAGAAUUUCUAUAGUUGCAGAAAGUUUACUAGUUAUGGAUCCAUUUGAUGGUGCCUUCCCCAAAAUGCAUAAUGGCAUGUACCUAAUGAUUCAACUUAUCGAGUUCCUGAUUUCAGACUGCUUAAUUUCUUGGUCGACUAGGCAAGACUUUGAUACGAAGCUUCUGGAAGAAUGGAUUGUAUCCGUUUUCAGUGCUCGAAAAGCAUUGGAGCUCUUGGAGACCAGGAAUACACUAUACGCGUUGUACAUGGAUCGUGUGGUUGGGGCUUUGACUAGGCAUCUCGGUCAACCUUCUCUAAAAGACAAGCUACGACCCAAUACUCUUGAGAAAUUGUUCGGCUGACCGUCACUAAUGAUACCAGUCGUAACUCCCGACAGACAAACCUCAAAAUCUCCGAGUGAUAUCCACACGAGCUUAUCAUCAGUUGGUGAUAUGCAGCUUGUGAUGGGUUCCCGUAAAAUGGUGGUCCAGAUCAAGAAGAGGCUUCGAACGAUACCUGCAAGUGCCGGUCGUGUGGGGCCAAGAUCAUCGGCCGCCGGUGGAAAAACAGCUGUGCUGCAAGUGUGUUUUGUUAUGGGUUUCUCUCUUCUCUUCUUGCUCUAGAACAUGUGGCUAAAUAUUGUCGAGAUUUGGGUUGAUUUGCUCUCUAUGUAUCAGUUAGUUUCUGUAUAUAUGCAUAUAUAUGUUCAAAUGAUAGAUAAGUUGAAAACUUUUAUGUGUUUGGGUUUGCCAGUGAGUGCUUCUGAUUUGGUAACAUUUGUACUGUAAGAAAAUAAUGAAAUUACAACUGAAAAUUUCGAUAGAAAUAUAUUAUAAUGGAAUUAUUCCAACGGCAAUUCCAAUGGA